AUGCCGAGAUACUGCACAGAUGGUGCAAUUGGAAUGAAGGUGCUAUCUGAUCCUUCGGAUGCCGACCUAGACAUUGUCUUUGUGCACGGAUUGACCGGCAACCGCGAGAAAACAUGGAUGCACGAAAAUGGAACCUUAUGGCCCCGAGAUCUUCUCGCCAAGGACUUAUCCAAAGCACGCAUUAUGACCUUCGGUUACGACAUCGAUAUAUUCAGCUUCACCUCCAUUACCUUCUCCCACCGACUUUACGACCACAGCCAAUCCUUAGCCUAUGCAAUCGUCAGCCAACGAAUCGACUGCUCAAGCAGACCCAUCCUAUUCAUCGCACACAGCCUAGGCGGCUUGGUAUGCCAGCAAGCCUUGAUCCUCAGUAAUACUAUAGACGGUCUAUGGGCAAUAUCCUCAAGCGCCAUCGGAAUAAUUUUUAUGGGUACACCCCAUUACGGAUCUUCGCUCGCUUCCUACCGAGAGAAACUCGCAAAAGGGAUGAACAUAGUCCACACCGCGAAUAGGGAUAUGGUUGGGGCUCUGCAUCCGGGCCCUAGCAACGUGCAGCGAGUUGGGAAUGAGUUUCUCUCUAUGCUUGCUCGUGGGGAUCUUUCUCUCAAAGUCUGCUGUUUCUAUGAAAUGAAGAAGACGAAUGAUCUAGUGGGUAAGAUUGUUGAGGAAUACUCGGCUGUUUUGCGCGAGUAUGACAGCCGAGGUAUUUAUGCCGAUCAUUGCAACAUGACGAAGUUCAGUGGCUAUUCGGAUGGAAGUUAUGGGCUUGUGAGAUCGGUCAUUACCGGGUGGCUCCACGAGUCUCGUGGUGGUGACGAGGAAAGCAAGAUUGAUGUGUCUGCUUCUGUUUCUGGAAAUCCUGCUUGGUUGGGGUCUUGGACGCCAGGGGAUUUUUGCCUUAAUGGGAGAUAUUAUACACAUGGAGAGCAGAACUUUAGCUUCGAUUGA
This is a messenger RNA of Penicillium coprophilum, 948 nucleotides long. RefSeq names its product esterase/lipase family protein. The record is from RefSeq and is a predicted model, not a curated record. NCBI's taxonomy places the organism in Eukaryota, Fungi, Ascomycota, Eurotiomycetes, Eurotiales, Aspergillaceae. The transcript has 2 exons. Bases 1 to 948 code for a protein of 315 amino acids.